AUGUCGCCUACUCGAAAAGUCCUCAUAACCGGUUGUUCAGAUGGCGGUCUAGGGGCGGCACUCGCGAUUGCCUUCCAUGAAGCUGGCCUGGAGGUAUACGCCACGUCCCGAGACCUCUCUAAAAUGUCAGACGUGGCCUCGCAAGGUAUUAGGACACUUCAGUUAGACGUGAAGUCGGGUGAAUCAAUUGCGGAGUGUCUUAGCAACAUACCCGAUCUAGACAUCCUAGUCAACAACGCGGGGGCUGGCUACGCUAUGCCAGUGUCAGACCUUUCGAUUCCAGACGCCAAGAAAUUAUUUGACCUCAACGUCUGGUCCUACUUGGCAGUCACCCAAGCAUUCCUGCCAUUGCUGCUGAAAUCAAAGGGAAUGAUUGUCAACAACACUUCAGUUGCUUCCUUGUGUACCGUGCCAUUUCAAUCUGCGUACAAUGCAUCGAAGGCUGCAAUGGCUGCAUUUUCGGAUGCGGAGAGGCUAGAGCUCAAACCCUUUGGUAUUAGGGUCGUGGAGCUCAAAACAGGAGUCGUCGAAUCGAAUAUCCAAAAGAAUCAACGAAAACAGAACGCAGUUUCUUUGCCGGAGGGAUCCAUCUAUGAAGAUGCGAAGGAAAUUGUGGAGCGCACGAUUCGGGGAAACAUCUUCGAGGGUGAUGGCAUGCCGGCUCAGGAAUGGGCAAAGGCUGUCGUGUCAGACCUUCUAAAAAGCAACACUCCUACUAUUUGGAGGGGCACCAAAGCUUGGCUAGUGCGGAUUGGUAGUAUGCUCCCGUUCGGUGCACUUGAUGGCACUGCCAGGAGUUUGACGGGACUGGAUGAAGUCGAAAGACUCGUACAAAACCCAGAUCUAUGA
This is a messenger RNA of Penicillium griseofulvum, 849 nucleotides long. Its product is annotated as SDR family oxidoreductase. Lineage: Eukaryota; Fungi; Ascomycota; Eurotiomycetes; Eurotiales; Aspergillaceae. The record is from RefSeq and is a predicted model, not a curated record. Gene Ontology annotation, cellular component: endoplasmic reticulum; lipid droplet. Bases 1 to 849 code for a protein of 282 amino acids. The transcript has a single exon. Gene Ontology annotation, biological process: phosphatidic acid biosynthetic process; triglyceride catabolic process. Gene Ontology annotation, molecular function: acylglycerone-phosphate reductase (NADP+) activity; triacylglycerol lipase activity.